UUCCUCCCACCAUUAAUUGCAGCAGGUGUGCUGAUUGUGAAGCAGCAGGGAGAGACAACCUGCUGCCGCUGUUCUCAUAUGUAACUCCAUACUUUUCAUUUAUUUAAAUAUUUUUUGUCUUUCUCAAGUGACUGAUUCACUCGCAGUAAUACCACAGUGAACAACAAUGUGCACAACACUUAACCUCUCAACCUCCGACCACUUCAACCUUACAGACAUUGACCCUCAGAGACUGCAGGAGCUGACCCACCGCUCCAUCAAAGUAAGCAUAAUAAUCGUUUUGGGCGUGAUGAUUACUUUGGGAAACAUUGCAGUUCUCCUGGUUAUUACCUCCUCGGUGGCUGGUUGGUCAAGAAACUCUCGGUACUUUCUCCUCUCUCUCACUGCUGCAGACUCUUCGUUUGGACUGCUGGUUAUGCCCUUGAAUCUCUGGGUGAGUCUGUUAAAGGAUUACACCGAGGGCCCAGACGCUCUUUGUCAUGUCGUGGCUUUUUGCAAUGCCACCGUCUACUCCACCUGCAUGUACACACUGGCCUCGAUAAGUCUUGAGAGGUACAUCGCGGUGUUUUACCCUCUCCAGUACUCAACUCUGAUGACCAGAAAAAGGACGCUGCUUUUGAUUGCCUUCGCCUGGUGUUUCCCCCCCUUCUUACUCUGGCCAAUCUCAGUUCCAGACGGCAUCAUCGAGGUUCAUUUUUCCACCGCUUCGCUGGUCUGCAAUCCAUCCUAUUCUACAAACGUAGCCUACUCCUUGAGCUUGACAUGUUUAAUAUUUUUCCCUUGCUCCAUCGUCAUGACAUAUGCAAACCUGAGGGUGUGGUGCGCAGCCAAGAGACAGACACUAAAACUGCGCAAGUACGGCUUUGCGCGUGGCAGCAGGCACACUGUGGCAUCAAGGGUGCUUGUGCCUGUGAUGGCCGCGUACUACACUUGUUGGACACCCUGCAUGGCGGUUAUGAUCUACAAUGCAGUCUCCGGUAGCAGCAUACCAGAGUGGGUUGAGUUUGUGGUGGUGUGGUUGCCAACCUCUAAUGGUUUCCUCAAUUGCAUCUUCUAUUUCUGGAUAAAUCGAAACUUCCGCAGAAAAUUUCACCUUGUUCUCCAGAGGCUGGUUCUGGCCUUCUGCCCUGAACUGGCCAAAACCCUCAACUUCAGCAACUCAUCAGGAUAUUUGGACAAUACCAUCAGUGUACAUGAGCGCUCUUCUAGUGUGUCCUCCACCUGUACUCUGGUGACUUUGGCUUAGGACCUCUGGACCUGAAGAGUACCACCAGCAUGGUAGGUGAUAUGGUCAGUGAACCUUUACUGUGAUGCACUGUCUGGAAGGGCAACCAAGGCCAUGUUGUUGAUACGUCUCCAUGAAUGACAUCAAGGUUAAGGAGUGAAGUAAUGAGCCACACAAGUUGCAAUGCAGAUGGUUUAAUACUCAGGCUAUGUUUGCAAGUGUUUGAAAUAACUGCUGUACAUUGUACAUCAUAUAUGUAUAUGUAUAUAUGAUAUACUAAUUAUUGUAUUUAAUUUUUUAUCCAAUUUCAGUCUGAAACCGAUGUUCAGUUAACUGGAACAUAAGAUCUGUUUUGUGAGUGAUUUGGAUUUUUUUUUUUUUUUUUUUACUCAUUAACACAAUGUUGCCAGGAUUUGAUUUCUGGUCUUAAACCACCUUUUUAGUUGUUUUAUAGCUGGCCAUCAACCUUGUCUGUGCUCCAGAAAUGCCUACAAAUGUUCUCUGUACAGUUUUUAGUAGUGUCUGCCUUUUAAGACCCGUUGCUUAGGUAAACACAUCUCAGACAUUUGAAGUUAGUCAAUUACCUCAUCAAAAUAACCAACCUUUAGGCUUCUUUUCAUAUGAGAUAUGUGUGAGUGAGUCUGAUUAAAGCACUUUGAAGAACUAAGGCCAUCAGCCUAAUCUUUAUUGUAAACUGUGCAUCAAAGAUUUUGGCAUAUAAGAGCUGAGAGAAGUUAACAUUUAAGCUGCAGUCCUUCUGUGCAUGCAAGAAGAAAAGUAAUUUAGCACCUACACUGCAGAAAGGUCACCACAUUUUGUGCUAGGAAGAGAUAACUUGUGCUGGGAAGAUCCGGAGCUUAAUAUCUCUAAAUAAACAGCCUCUGGAGUUACUCCUCAUUGUCUUCCGCUUGUAUUCAACUUGGCAAUGAACAUUUCCAACUCUGAAUAAAGUUUAGUGUCAUGACUAAGGUUGAUUUAGAAGAAAGUUCAGUGUAAUUUUUGAAAAACAUUGCAAAGAAACAUUUUAUGCAGUUCAUUUUAGACCUAGGGUUGCUGCUUGGUGUUGCUAUCGGCGAGUCUCAGAAAGAAAAUCACCAAGUUAUGUGAGACAAAUGACCUCAUGACAUUUUGUAUGUACAUAUUGUGUUUCUAACUUUAAAGAAUAAUGUGUUGAUUUGUAGAUCUGUGAAAUAAAGUAUGAU
Melanotaenia boesemani (Boeseman's rainbowfish) is the source of this 2427-nucleotide messenger RNA. RefSeq lists its product as uncharacterized. The record is from RefSeq and is a predicted model, not a curated record. NCBI's taxonomy places the organism in Eukaryota, Metazoa, Chordata, Actinopteri, Atheriniformes, Melanotaeniidae. The transcript is spliced from 2 exons. Bases 167 to 1246 code for a protein of 359 amino acids. Gene Ontology annotation, molecular function: G protein-coupled receptor activity. Gene Ontology annotation, biological process: G protein-coupled receptor signaling pathway. Gene Ontology annotation, cellular component: membrane.